Messenger RNA from Paramecium pentaurelia, 1353 nucleotides. Lineage: Eukaryota; Ciliophora; Oligohymenophorea; Peniculida; Parameciidae. The record is from the annotation of a GenBank genome assembly.
AUGAUUAAUUUAAAUGAAGAGGAAAAAUAGCAAUAAAGCAAACUAAUCAAUAUAUUUUUUUAGCAUGCCAAAUAAGGACUAAUAAUAUUACUUAUGAACAAUUUAAUAAAGGAAGAAUAUUUCUUUUUAUAAAUCACACUUUAUUUAACAAUCAUAAUGUUAGCUUUUAAUUUUAUUGCAGCUAUAUUUUUACUUUGUGUUAAGAGAGAUUUUCCUAGAUUGGAAUAUUUUCUUAUUUACACAUUGAAUUUAUUUUUAUUUUUGACAUUGAUUGUGUAUUCAUUAAAAUUCUUUAUUGAACUUAAUGAUAUAAAUAAACAGUUAUCCUUAUAUGUCAAAACUUACAUAUUGAUUUUGUUAUAAAAAGUAUUUAGUAUUAAAUAAAUGAUUAGGAAAUAGAAAUUUUGACAAUAAAAGUAUUUCCAUAUGAUAUAGCUAAUAGAUAAGUAAAUUGUUUUACAUCAUUCAUAUUUGUCUUUUUGAUUUUAUUAGAUGAAGAUCCUCUUUAAUGUAAACAAUAAUAUUCAGUUUUAUUACUUUUUCAUUUAAUAAAUCACACAUUCUAAUUAAUAUUUAACACACUUUUUAAUCUUCUAAUUUUGAAUUAAAAAAAAUCAUAAAAAGAAUUAAGAACAUUUUCAAAGUAAUUUGAUAUUAUUAUAAUUUUAGUAUAUUUUUAAUUGUAUUCUUUGUGAUUCAUAUUACUUUAUUUAUUUUUACUAUUAUUAAGACAAUUUAAUUAAAAGAUUAAGAUUGUCCAUGUUUAUAAUUUACUAUACAAUUUUAUUAUUGUUUUGCUCCAAUUAACUUUGGUGCAUUUUCAUUUGUAAUAUUAUUAGAAUAUAAAUGGUUUAAUGGAACACUAAUAAAUUAAGAUACAAUUGAUAAAAAUAGUUAAAAUUAAAGUUCAUGUAUAAUAAUUUAUAUAUAUUUAAGAUGCUGCUUCACUAUAGAAAAAUAAUGCAAUCCAAAAAGAUAGACAAUCUGUCAAAAGUAUGAGUUCAGUAAUUAAUAAUCCUAUGGAUAAUAGUGAAUGUAAUUCUUAAGCACCAAAUUUUGGAAAGUAUAUUUGAAUUUUAUUAUUUAUUUAGAGAUGAAAAUAAAUAAUUAUAAAAAUUAGGCACUAGCUAAUUUGGUGCUUCAUAAUAUAAUUAAUAAAUGGAACAUUCUUGGGCAAAUGUUUAUCAUUAAAAUCCAUUUAAUUAAUAAGACAGCAAUGAAAAUAAUAACAAUUAAAAAAGAGAGAGCAAAUCAGUUGAUGAGAGUUUAAUUAGAUAGGAAGAAUCUUAAAUUCCAGAGAAUUUAUCUUAAUUAAAUAAUCCUAUGGAUUCAGAUAGUUAAAUUCUUAAAUGA